This is a messenger RNA of Didymella exigua CBS 183.55, 1872 nucleotides long. RefSeq lists its product as uncharacterized. The transcript has 3 exons. The coding region runs from base 1 to 1872 and encodes 623 amino acids. The record is from RefSeq and is a predicted model, not a curated record. Gene Ontology annotation, molecular function: ferric-chelate reductase activity. Gene Ontology annotation, biological process: intracellular iron ion homeostasis; iron ion transport; copper ion import. Gene Ontology annotation, cellular component: plasma membrane. Lineage: Eukaryota; Fungi; Ascomycota; Dothideomycetes; Pleosporales; Didymellaceae.
AUGGUCUACACUUUUGUCAUGUGGGCAGUGUUCGGAAUUGUACUGCUUGCGACAGUGUUCUCGCGAUUCGUACAAUUGCGUAAGAGGAAUGGAGAUGGCGCUAAGCAGGGCCUCUGCUAUCGCCUUGUGCGAUCCAUGUCCGCGGCUGUCAGACGGUAUCUUACUCCUGAAUGCUCGAAGAUAUUCAGGUACACUACAAGGCUGCAAGUUUCCAUCCUGGCCAUCCUUUGUGCCUAUCUCAUCGUCUUUUCGCUGGUAGGAAUCACCUACAAGAGUUGGAAAACGCCGAUCAAAGACUCCAACCUAUUCAACACUCGCAGCGGCAUUGGUGGGUUCGCUGACCGCCUCGGUGCAUUCGCGUUCGCUCUCACACCCUUGACGAUUGCGUUAUGCGCUCGCGACUCAGUGCUUAGUAUACUUACCGGUAUCCCUUACCAGAGUUUUAACUUCCUGCACCGCUGGACGGGUAGAAUCAUUCUUGUUCAGUCAUUCAUUCACUGUAUCAUCUGGACCAUAGUUGAGGGAUAUUUGUACCAGCCCCAACCAAAAGUCUAUAUCAAUUGGAUCAAACAAGAGUAUAUGAUCUGGGGCAUCGUGGCUCAGGCCUUCAUCGUCUUCCUUUUCGUCUUCAGCUUGAGACCUGUAAUCCGCUGGACGGGCUACGAAUUCUUUCGCAAGUCUCACUUCAUCGUGGCGAUAUUGUACAUUGGCGCUUGCUGGGGCCACUGGAAGCAGCUCUCCUGCUGGAUGGUCGCUUCUUUUGCCAUCAUGGGGCUCGAUCUUGUCGCUCGCACCGUCCGCACCUCUCUCAUUCACUUCGGCUACAAGAGUGGAAGCAGCGGUUUUGGGUUCAGAUCCAUUCCUGCUAAGAUGGAGGUUCUCGAAGACCCCACAGGCACGAUCGUCCGUAUGACGUUCACCUACGCGAUGCACCCAUGGGAACUCGGCCAGCACUUCUACCUCACAUUCCCUGCGCUUAGCAUCUGGCAGUCGCACCCCUUCACACCGGCAUCGAAUCCAACGACUAUGUCUCCGGUCCAAACUCACACAUACAUUAUCCGCGCCUGCAAUGGUGAGACUAAAAAGCUAGCCGAACUUGCGAAGGCAGCUAUGAACCGCUACCCUGUUGGCGAUGACACAACAUCAGUCAUCAUGCAAGGCCCGUACGGCGGCUCAAUCGUCAACAGCGAAGCGUUAAAUGUUCUCGCGAUAUCUGGCGGCACGGGUGUCACAUACACGCUUCCCGUCAUCAAAGCUGCGCUCGCCCAAACAUCGCCUGUACGCAACAUCGAGCUCAAUUGGACCGUCCGGCACCUUGAGAACCUGACCUGGAUUGGCCCCGAACUCGCAUACCUCAAAUCACAACUCGAUCAGAUCCGCACGGGAGCAAAUCACAUACAUGACAACGACAAGCUCGAAAAAGUGCCCAUAGUAAGAGCUGAGACCAAGAAACACUUCCGAAUCCAGAUCUUCGUCACCAGACCCGAAGCGCGCAUGCUUGCGCGCCGGCCACCGCCUGCCCGCCGCCUACGGUCAGAUGAGAAGAUCCCGAAAUAUGACGUCGGUGAGAAGCUGUCUCCCGUAUCGACGAUGUCCAGUUUCUACUCGGAGGAGCUCGAGGAUCUGAUCAGCGACUGUCCUGGCUUUAGUAUCAUGUAUCUGGAUAACGCUCGGCCGGAUGCUAGAUCACUGGUUGAUGCGUUCAUGGAGGAGACGGUUGAGGAGGGUAGGACGCAGGUUGUUGGGUCUGGACCACCGGCGCUGGGGACGCAGAUCAGGGCUGCUGUUGCGGCGAAGAACGUACCGGGAAAUGUUUGGCACGGCGAUGAGAAGGGAGAUGUAGAAUGUGUAUGGGAUGACAGGAUGGGAUGA